This is a messenger RNA of Jatropha curcas, 813 nucleotides long. RefSeq names its product large ribosomal subunit protein eL24. Gene Ontology annotation, cellular component: cytosolic large ribosomal subunit. Gene Ontology annotation, biological process: cytoplasmic translation. Lineage: Eukaryota; Viridiplantae; Streptophyta; Magnoliopsida; Malpighiales; Euphorbiaceae. The record is from RefSeq and is a predicted model, not a curated record. Gene Ontology annotation, molecular function: mRNA binding; structural constituent of ribosome.
CACCAUUUCGUCAUUCUUUUUGCUCUACUGGGGUUUUUCGCUAGCGUUAAAUUGAAGGCUUGGUGGUUUAGGGUUUCUGAGACCCAGCACCAGCAGAGCGGCGACGCCAUCAUCAUCGUCAUCUUUCUUUCGCCAUGGUUCUCAAGACUGAGCUUUGCCGCUUCAGUGGUGCCAAGAUUUACCCUGGCAAGGGUAUCAGAUUUAUUCGAUCUGAUUCUCAGGUUUUCCUCUUUGCCAAUUCAAAAUGCAAGAGGUAUUUCCACAACCGCCUGAAGCCUUCAAAGCUUACUUGGACAGCCAUGUACAGGAAACAACACAAGAAGGACAUUUCUGCUGAGGCUGUUAAGAAGAAGCGCAGAACCACCAAGAAGCCAUACUCACGGUCUAUUGUUGGUGCCACCUUGGAAGUGAUACAGAAGAGGAGAACUGAGAAGCCAGAGGUUCGAGAUGCUGCUCGUGAAGCUGCUUUGCGUGAAAUCAAGGAGAGGAUCAAGAAAACCAAGGAUGAGAAAAAGGCAAAGAAAGCUGAGGUGAUGGCCAAGACACAGAAGACCCAAGGCAAGAGCAAUGUGGGCAAGGGUGCUGCACCGAAGGGACCCAAGCUUGGUGGUGGCGGCGGAAAGCGAUGAUUUCCUUAAAUCUUUAAUUUCCUCGUCAUUAAGUAGCUUAAAGAAUUCAAAAUUUUUCAUUUCCUUAUUCAUGUAUGGAUACUUUAUUGAUCUUGUAGUCCAACCUUUCGUGAUUUUUUUCUGAUGAUGUUGUGUUGGGAGAAUUACUUCUGCUAUUUAUUUCAAAGUUCUUUUUGAGUGAUGA